UAACGGCACCGUCGCUUCACUUGCGCUCUGGUCGUCGUCGUCGUCGUCGUCGUUCGCGGUAGAGAACCACACUGCUCCGUUCGGUGGAUCACCGGCAGUCCGCCGACAGCCAAGCCAUCCCAACUCCACUUCAACGCUCGAACCGUCCGGUAACGACGACGAGACACAAUCGGCGAUCUACGACAGAUCAGAUCCUGCUACUGUGAUAAUGUCCCAGAAUCCCAGGACACAUCUACAGUGUACGGUGUCGUCGAGUGCGUGAUCACGGUGGCAGUGAGAGUGAUAUUUAACGGCCAUUGAUAACCGCGCAGGUCAAGUGAAAACUAUCGAUCGAAGCACCGGCAGGCGAAUCGUGAUAACGAUCAAGGCAAGAUCGAUCGAUCGAGUGAAGUGAGGUUAGCGGUUUUUUUUUUGUUUGUUUUUGGAGAACGGACUCUUAACAGUGACGCGAUAAUGACCGAGAACUCGAGAAUCGUUAAAGAUAGUAUGGCGCCCGUGAUCGUCAAGGGUGGAGCAGCGAAUGGACAUCACCCACAGCUAAACGGUGGCCAUGCCGCGCUCGGGAAGGAUGGGUUGAAGGUGGCAGUUCCGUUGCUGGAGGCAGAUGCCCACGCGAUGCACGAACCACCGGACGGUGGAACCCGAGCAUGGCUGGUGAUGAUCGGUGCGUUCCUCUGCAACGGUGUCCUGUUCGGUGUGAUCAACACGUACAGCGUGGUGUACCUGAGUCUUCAGAAGCAGUUGCAGGAAGUUGGUGAUGAAGAAGCUUCCAGUAAAGCAGCUCUCGUGGGAUCGCUAACGAUCGGUACGACUUUUCUCCUAUCGCCAGUAUCCGGUAUCCUCACAGACAAGAUUGGCCUUCGAAGGACAACCUUCAUCGGAGGACUUCUAACAUGUAGCGGGAUGUUCCUGUCGUCGUUCUUCACGCACAGCGUUACCGCACUGUACUUCACGUACGGUAUCAUGUUCGGGCUGGGAGCCGCCCUAGCCUACACACCUUCGCUCGCCAUUCUUGGCCAUUACUUCAAACGAUACCUCGGGCUGGUGAACGGUGUUGUCACGGCAGGCUCCAGUGUCUUCACCGCCAUUAUGCCCGUCUGUCUGGACUAUCUCGUCCGGCACAUGGGACUGGCGACCUCGUUCCGCAUCCUGGCGGUCAUCUCAAGCUUCGUGAUAUUCUGUGCCCUCCUGUACAAACCGCUGCAGCCUCCACCACCACCACCAAAGGUAAAGCCGGGCCGUUCCGCCGUCAACACGUUCCUGCGCUCGUUCAUCAACUUCGACAACUGGAAGAAGAAGAAGUACAUCAUCUGGGCCGUAUCGAUCCCGAUCGCACUGUUCGGGUACUUUGUGCCGUACGUCCAUAUGGGCAAGUUUGUGAAGGAUAAUUUCCCGGACAAUGGUGAAAAUUUGCCCGUCAUGUGUAUUGGCAUAACGUCCGGAUUGGGACGACUCAUCUUCGGCUUUAUCGCUGAUAUGCCACGCGUCAACAGGGUGCUACUGCAGCAGAUGUCGUUUGUGCUGAUCGGCACACUGACGAUGUGUUUACCGGCGACUGGUUCGUUCCCGCUUUUGCUGACGAUCGCUCUGGCGAUGGGUUUGUUCGAUGGGUGCUUCAUCUCGUUGCUGGGCCCGAUUGCUUACGACAUCUGUGGACCUCGGGGUGCUACGCAGGCGAUUGGAUUCCUGCUCGGAAUGUGCUCACUGCCACUAACGCUAGGACCACCCGUUGCUGGUAUGUUGUACGAUAAGACCGGAUCUUACCAGCUGCCAUUCAUUUUGGCCGGUAUUCCACCGCUGUUCGGUGCCAGCACCAUGUUCCUUAUCCGAUGCGUCAAGGAUGAUGCUCCGAAGCAGCAGAAUGGGGUGACGACGGAACCGAAGCUGGAACCGUUGGCGCACACGGCCUGGGACUGUGAAACCCCAACCGACGGUAAACCUCUGAAUGGACAGCUGCUACAUCAAGAGCGCCGCGCAACGUUGGCCAGUACAGAAUCACUUACUGCGGAAAAGAAUGAAACGGGUUAGGCUGGGUGAGUGUUGUUGUUGUGGUUUGUUGUCGUUGUUGUGCGGAGUAGUAGAGAGAGGGAGAGAGCAUGCGUGUGUCUGUGUGUAAGAGUGUUGCGAUCAGGGCAUCUGCAGCAUCCGAUGGUCCCAUUGCGCCAUAGGAACCGAAGGACUUGUAACACACGUGCGCGCGCUCUCAAAUCUGAAGUGGAAACCCACGUACGGGAACUCGCUCUAGCAGAGUAGGGAAGCGAACGAGUUCUGCUUCCGUUUUGUUCUGUCCACUGGAAUGAUCCUGCCUGGUACGUGUUUCAUCGAGCGUAGAGAGUUAUGGUAAGCAAACACCGGUGUGUUUGCUCGAUGUGCUGGACAGUAACCAUGCCACACAGUCUCACACAGCCAAAACGAUGUGAUGCGUUUUCUAAUGGCGAGUUUUCGCCGAGCAGCAUUUCGUGAAGAAUAUACACUGUCCAGGUACAGAGUUACGCUUUUGUACAAUAUUUAUGUUUUAGUAAAUAGGAUGUUUUAUUCUUGUAACAUGAAAAAAGCGAGCAGGGUUUUGUUUUGUGUUUUAGGAGAAAUAGAGAAAAAACGGAAACAAAUAAGAUGCGUUUAGGAGAGCGGCAGGGAAGGGUAGGGAAUGGGAAAAAUAUGUGGGAGAAAUGAUAAAAUAAAAACGAAUCUUAAGCUAUUGUAA
This is a messenger RNA of Anopheles stephensi (Asian malaria mosquito), 2704 nucleotides long. RefSeq names its product monocarboxylate transporter 10 (gene kar). The record is from RefSeq and is a predicted model, not a curated record. Gene Ontology annotation, molecular function: monocarboxylic acid transmembrane transporter activity. NCBI's taxonomy places the organism in Eukaryota, Metazoa, Arthropoda, Insecta, Diptera, Culicidae. Gene Ontology annotation, biological process: transmembrane transport.